Molecule: messenger RNA, 1146 nt
Organism: Hydra vulgaris (swiftwater hydra)
Lineage: Eukaryota; Metazoa; Cnidaria; Hydrozoa; Anthoathecata; Hydridae
Cellular component (GO): plasma membrane
Source: RefSeq, a predicted model, not a curated record
CUUAUAUAUAUAUAUACAUAUACCUUUUUUUUUUUUUUUUUUUUUUGGCAAUAUGGCAAAGGCAAACGUUUUCGUUUUUACUAUUCUAAAAACAUUUGCUGUAGUAUGUUUAAUAACAGCAACAAUGUGUGCUUACUACAGUUUAUCAGGAAAAAAUUGGAUACACAAAAAGUUGAUAAACAAUAAAUUCGAAGAGCACGGAUUGUUGCUUUAUUGUACACCUGGAGAGUCCAUUAAAGGUCAUAAAGAAGGGUUGGAGCCCGAGUGUAACUUAUUUUCAUUACACAUAGAUUACAAAGACAGCUUUCUUCCAAAUUGGCAGCAAUCAGUAUUUGUUUUAUCUGUUACGGCAUCUAUAUUGACGCUGCUCUCAACAUUAUUGUUCAUGGGUUCGCAAUUUAUCAAACCUUUUACAUAUUGCAGUACAGUUCUUGUGUUUAUACUUUCCACUUUAUCCAGUAUAUGCAUGCUUGUCGCAAUGAGUAUCUACACUGAAACAUUUCAGAAAAUGAUAGAUGACGGUUAUAAAUGGGGAACAAGUUUUGCCGUUGGCUGGGCAUACUUCUUUGUUAAUUUACUCAGCACAAUUAUGGUAUUUAGUCUUAUCAUGUUGUACAAAAAAGAACAGUUUACUCCACUUAUUGAAGAAUGCACUGAACUGGCUAAAGAAGAAACAUCUCAAAAUGAACUGACUAAAGAAGACACAAAGCUUGAAAGCAAUAAGAAAAUAUAAAAAUUUUAAACAACUUUUUUUUUAAAUAAUCUUUAUUUUCAAUCAAUAAAUAUUUGUUAUUUUUUACGAAGAUAAAAAAAAUGAAAGUCAAAAAAAGUCGCAAAAAUGCAUAAAUAAUUUGAAUGAGAUUUUUUGAACAAGGUUUUUAUAACAUUUUUUUAUUUUUCUCUAAGUAAUAUUAAGUCAAAAAACUAUUCAACAGUUUUUCAAAAAACCACAUAAUUUUCACGUUCAAAAUUAUGAAAUUAGUUAAAGGUUCAAAAACCUACUUAGAGUUUAUGAAGUACACAACUAAUUUAACAAUUGUCGUUGUUGUUACUAUUUGUAAUGUUGCUGAUGUUUUUGUUGAAGUUUUUGUUGCAGUGGUUGUAGCAUUAAAUUCUGCAGAGUUGUUAAUAUUGUUUUGAUUUGAA